AAUUGUGAUGGGAGACCGCUUGGGACAGAAGGGCCCGGCUGGGCGGAGACGAAUGCCAUUUCUCUUUUUGCUGUCUUUGUUCUGUCCGGUGCUCCCAGAGCAGGUCCGCUACACUAUUCCCGAGGAGCUGGCCAUGGGCUCACUGGUGGGGAACCUCGCCAAGGAUCUGGGGAUUGGCAUACAAGAUUUGCCUACCCGAAACCUGCGGAUUAGUGCACAGAAGAAAUUCUUUACAGUGAGUACUGAGAACGGGGACUUACUUGUGAGCGACCGUAUAGACCGAGAGCAGAUUUGUGGCAAGAAGUCAACGUGUGUUCUAGAAUUCGAAAUGGUCGCAGAAAAGCCUUUGAACUUCUUUCAUAUAAAUGUGGUAAUUCAGGAUGUCAAUGAUAACCCACCGACCUUUAGCCAAAAUAUCACUGAACUGGAAAUCAGUGAACUGGCCCUAACUGGAGCCACUUUCUCUCUGGAAUCCGCUCAAGAUUUAGAUGUAGGUAUCAAUUCCCUGCAGCAGUACUACCUCAGCCCCAAUCCGCACUUCUCUUUGAUUCAGAAGGAGAACCCAGAUGGCAGUAGGUACCCAGAACUGGUAGUAAAGACUCCCCUGGACAGGGAAGAGCAGUCCUGCCACCACCUGGUCCUCACCGCUGUGGAUGGGGGGGACCCAGCAAGAAGCUGCACUACCCAGGUAAGGGUGGUUGUGGCAGAUGCAAAUGACAACCCACCAGUGUUCACCCAGGAUGUGUAUAGGGCCACUGUUCAAGAGAACCUGCCCAUGGGCUCCUCUGUACUAUGUGUGAUGGCCACUGACUUGGAUGAGGGGGUCAAUGCUGAGAUCACAUAUGCUUUCAUCAACACUGGCAAUGUAGUGAGACAGCUGUUCAAGCUGGACAGUAAAACAGGGGAACUCACCACUGGUGGAGAACUGGACUUUGAAGAGAGAGAGAGCUACACAAUUGGGGUGGAAGCAAAGGAUGGUGGACGACACACCGCACACUGUAAAAUACAAAUAGAUAUUUUGGAUGAAAAUGACAAUGCUCCUGAGGUAACCUUGGAUUCUGAAUCUAAACAUAUUCAAGAAGAUGCUGAGCUGGGGACUGUUCUUUCCCUGAUCAAAACACGUGACCUGGAUUCUGGAUUUAAUGGGGAAGUUUUCUGCCAACUAAAAGGAAAGUUCCCAUUUAAGAUAGUUCAAGAUACACAAAAUACAUACAAGUUGGUCACAGAUGGAGCCCUAGAUCGAGAACAGACUCCAGAAUACAAUAUCACCAUCACAGUCACAGACAGGGGAAACCCGCCUCUCUCCUCCAACAUAAGUGUCACCUUGAACAUAAUUGAUGUCAACGACAACGCGCCAGUUUUCCAACAGCCUUUCUAUUUGGUUCACAUUGCCGAGAACAACCCUCCUGGAACCUCCAUCGCUCAAGUCAGCGCCUUUGACCCGGAUCUGGGGCCCAACGGUCGCGUCUCCUACUUCAUCGUGGCCAGCGACCUAUACUGUGCUUCUUUUACGAAUACAAAAGAUUCCACGCUGACACACUGGCAUCCAGAAGCACAACAGGAGAUAGCCCAGCGUCUAAACAAGAUCGGCACAACAAUGGCGGCUCCGCAGAGGGGUGGGGAAUACAGAAGAUUCAUCCUGCUCUCCAUCCUCCUGGGAACCCAGAGGGAAGCUUGGGCAGGACAUAUUCUCUACUCUGUGCCAGAGGAGACAGACAAAGGAUCUUUUGUGGGUAAUAUCGCUAAGGAUCUGGGUCUGGAGCCCGGGGAACUGGAGGAGCGUGGAGUCCGCAUCGUCUCCAGAGGUAGGACGCAGCUUUUCGCUCUGAAUCCGCGAAGUGGCAGCUUGGUCACCGCGGACAGGAUAGACCGGGAGGAGCUCUGUGCUCAGAGCGCGCGGUGCCUAGUGAACUUUAACAUCCUAAUGGAUAAAAUGAAUCUUCACCCAGUAGAAGUGGAAAUAAUAGACGUUAAUGACAACGCUCCUAGAUUCUUGACGGAAGAAAUGACUGUGAAAAUAACGGAGAACACAGCUCCUGGGGUGCGGUUUCCGUUAAAUGAGGCUCGGGAUCCAGAUGUGGGCACGAACUCUCUCCAGAGCUACCAGCUCAACCCCAAUCAUCACUUCUCCCUGGUAGUGCAGACUGGAGACGAUGGAGGUAAAUAUCCAGAAUUAGUGCUGGAAAGGGUGCUGGAUCGAGAGGAAGAGGCGGUUCACCACCUACUCCUUACAGCCUCUGACGGUGGCGACCCACCCCGAUCCCAGACCGCCCACAUCCAAGUAACAGUGGUAGAUGUGAACGAUCACGCUCCAGUCUUCUCUUUGCCUCAGUACCAAGCAACUGUCCCUGAGAAUGUGCCGGUGGGUACGAGAUUGCUAAUGGUGCAUGCCGUUGACCUGGAUGAGGGAGUCAAUGGGGAAGUGACAUAUUCUUUCCGGAAGAUAACUCAGAAGAUUCUGCAGAUAUUCCAGCUGAACCCUCAUACAGGAGAAUUAUCAACUUUAGAAGGCCUAGAUUAUGAAGAGUCCAGCUACUAUGAAAUGGAAGUUCAGGCUCAGGACGGUCCUGGUAGUAUAACAAGGGCUAAAGUAAUGAUUACAAUUUUAGAUGUGAAUGACAAUGCCCCAGAAGUGACUGUAACUUCUGUAAGCAACUCAGUCCCUGAAGACACUCCUCCUGGAACUGUAGUUGCUCUUUUCUACCUUCAAGAUAGAGAUUCCGGCAAGAAUGGUGAAGUAACCUGCACUAUUUCAGAAAAUCUGCCUUUUAAAUUAGAAAGAUCAAUAGACAAUUACUAUAGGUUGAUGACAGCAAAAAACCUAGACCGGGAAAAAUGCUCUGUGUAUAACAUCACACUGAUAGCCACAGAUGGUGGAACCCCACCCUUGUCCUCAGAAACUCACAUCUCCAUGAAUGUGGCAGAUACCAACGACAAUCCGCCUGCCUUCCCUCAGUCCUCCUAUUCUGUCUACAUCCCUGAAAACAAUCCCAGAGGUGCCUCCAUCUUCUCUGUGACUGCAUCCGACCCAGACAGCCAGGAGAAUGCUCGAGUCACUUACUCCCUGUCUGAAGACACUCUCCAAGGGGCUUCCCUCUCCUCCUAUGUGUCCAUCAACUCUGACACAGUUUUCGCCGACAGCUUGCAGGAGGUGCUGCCGGAUGUCAGCGACCGUCCUACACUCUCUGAUCCCCAGGCUGAGUUGCAGUUUUACCUGGUUGUAGCGUUGGCCUUGAUCUCAGUACUUUUCCUUCUGGCUGUGACUCUGGCCAUCGCCUUACACCUUCGUCGCUCCUCUAGCCUCACCACCUGGGGCUGUUUUCAGCCUGGUCUGUGUGUCAAGUCAGGACCUGUGGUUCCUCCCACCUACAGUGAAGGGACUUUGCCUUAUUCCUACAAUUUGUGCGUUGCCCACACUGGAAAGACGGAGUUUAAUUUUCUAAAGUGCAACGAGCAGUUGAGUUCAGAACAAGACAUACUUUGCGAGGAUUCAUCUGGGGCCUUAUUUCCACUUUGCAAAUCCAGUGAGUCAACAUCCCAUCUGGCUCAGAUCUCGGAAAGACCGGCAGAUCCCACAAACUAGCUGCAGGGCUGCAGCG
Molecule: messenger RNA, 3599 nt
Organism: Enhydra lutris kenyoni (northern sea otter)
Lineage: Eukaryota; Metazoa; Chordata; Mammalia; Carnivora; Mustelidae
Product: protocadherin gamma-B3-like
Exons: 4
Coding region: 8-3583 (1191 amino acids)
Biological process (GO): homophilic cell-cell adhesion
Cellular component (GO): plasma membrane
Molecular function (GO): calcium ion binding
Source: RefSeq, a predicted model, not a curated record